AUGAGCUAUGGCUAUGACUCUGCUAUCAGCGUGCCAACACUGAUCGGUAGCCUUCUUUCCUGCCUUGCCACCAGCUGUGUCCUCGUAUCCUAUCUCUUCCUCGCGCCCCAGCAGCCUUCCUUCCGACACGCUCUCGUCUUCGCUCUUGCACUGACCGAAUUCAUCAACUCGCUCAACAACACCGUAUCCGGCAUCUAUGUACUUGAGCAUCGGCAUGGAAUCGCGCCUGGUGUAGCUUGCCAGCUCAACGGCUUUAUCGGCCAGCUAUCUGUACAAGUAUGCCAAACCAUCCCCCAGCACCAGCAGCCUUACGCUGACGCCCGACGCUCCAAGGCUACAGACUUUUCCAUUCUUACCAUUACCCUCAUUACUUUCUUUACUGUCAUCAAGAACAGCUACAUCUCUUCGGCAUCUCGGUUGUGGAAAAUAGUGACGUGUGUGUUGGUAUGGAUUGUCCCCCUAAUAACAAGUAGCAUAGCCGCAAGUUCCGACGCAAUACAGCCGGUUGGUGGCAAUUGGUGCUGGAUUCCGAAGGAUCGCACGGUCCUGCGUUAUGCUUUAGGCCAUGGCUGGCGUUUCGGCAUCAUCGUCGCAACGAUAUGCAUGUAUAUUUGCAUGUAUUUCUACAUCCAGCACCAUUUCUCCAGCAGCAACGCCUUCGUCGAUCCAAUCUCGACGUCUCCACCCGGUCGCUAUCUGGCAACAAUAGAAGCCGAUUUGGCGAAGCCACGGCCAGCUGUGAUGCGAAGGGCCACGGAACCGAAGGACCUCAAGAUGAUUGCUGAACUCGACAAAGCAGUUAGCCAACGUCUUACCGAACACGUCGAGACGACCCAGCGUAGCAUUAGUGCCAUCGUCCCAGCACACAUGGAUGAUACCACCGCCACUACCUCCCUAGACAUGACAAGCCCCAAGGUUGACGCCGACGCAUCAGUUGCCCGCAACUCGGUGCUCACCAUCGACAUCCCCCGCCACAGCCUUGAGCUGCUUCGCGAGAAGCCGUCGCAAACACUGACCAUCGACACAUCCAUUACACCGUCAAGCCCACCACCUCGAGAGCUGUUUGACUCGCCCACUUCGAUUCGCACACACAUGCAACAACAGUCCUUCAACCGCCACGCACAGGUUGGGCGAGAAGUGCGGCGUAUGCUUCUGCUCAAUGCCUAUCCCGUGGCAUGGGUAGUACUGUGGCUGCCUGGGAUUGCAAACAGACUCGUCGAGGCGGCUGCCGGAAGCUCGCCACGCUGGUUGCGCAUCAUGCAGAGCACGACACAAGCGAGGAGGGAUGGAAAUGAAGGAUAUGGUUGGUCGUGGAGAAGAGGUAUGGUCUGA
Messenger RNA from Lasiodiplodia theobromae, 1332 nucleotides. Its product is annotated as Epoxide hydrolase. Gene Ontology annotation, biological process: adenylate cyclase-activating G protein-coupled receptor signaling pathway. The record is from RefSeq and is a predicted model, not a curated record. Gene Ontology annotation, cellular component: plasma membrane. The coding region runs from base 1 to 1332 and encodes 443 amino acids. Gene Ontology annotation, molecular function: G protein-coupled receptor activity. The transcript is spliced from 5 exons. NCBI's taxonomy places the organism in Eukaryota, Fungi, Ascomycota, Dothideomycetes, Botryosphaeriales, Botryosphaeriaceae.